Molecule: messenger RNA, 3011 nt
Organism: Nanorana parkeri
Lineage: Eukaryota; Metazoa; Chordata; Amphibia; Anura; Dicroglossidae
Gene: ZHX1
Product: zinc fingers and homeoboxes 1
Exons: 2
Coding region: 128-2749 (873 amino acids)
Biological process (GO): regulation of transcription by RNA polymerase II
Cellular component (GO): nucleus
Molecular function (GO): DNA-binding transcription factor activity, RNA polymerase II-specific; DNA binding
Source: RefSeq, a predicted model, not a curated record
CUCCAGCGUUAAUCAAAUCCUCUAGAGAAACAAGAAUUCAGAAACGUUUGGAACUUCAGCGAGGUGGCUACAGGCUGCUGUAUCACCACAACUACACAAGCCUUUCUCAUUUGGGUUUUACAGCACGAUGGCGAGUAAACGAAAAUCAACCACUCCUUGCAUGGUGCUUGCAAGCGAGCAUGAUCCAGAUGUAGAAAUGAAUUCCGACGGCGAGGAAAGUUCACCGUCGGUAACAAGCGUGGAGAACCCCGCUCCAGAAAGCGCUGUACCCGAGGGGGUGACAAAGGAUGGGGAUGCACUUGAACCUAGUGAUUCAGACAAUCAGCCAAGUAAAAUAGUUGAAGGUGGUUAUGAAUGUAAAUAUUGUUCAUUUCAGACUCCGGACUUAAAUAUGUUUACCUUUCAUGUAGAUUCUGAGCACCCCAACGUUGUACUAAAUUCUUCCUAUUUUUGUGUGGAGUGUAAUUUUCUCACUAAACGGUAUGAUUCGCUUUCAGAGCACAACACGAAGCACCAUCCCGGGGAGGAGAACUUUAAGUUAACCAUGGUUAAGCGCAACAACCAGACCAUUUUCGAACAGACUGUUAACGAUUUGACCUUUGAUGGAAGUUUUGUCCAAGAGGAGAACCAGGAGCAGUCAGAGUCUAACCCUUCUGCGAUUUCAAUCAGUAAAACGCCAAUCAUGAAAAUAAUGAAGGAUAAAUCUGAGAAGAAAAGGAUCACUGUAUCACAGAAUGCAGGAGAAGAUGGAGUGGAGGAGAAAGAAAAUAUACAAAGUGAGCCAAAGGUGCAACCGACAGUAGAGCCCAAGACUGCUCCUGUUGUAACAGAACCUGUAAAAACAAAUGCUACAAUUAUCACCAGCAGCCAGGAGUUACCAAAUCCGGUUGUAGCGCCUGCUACUGUACUUCAGCCUGGGUUGGCACAGGUUAUCGCAACUGUCCAGGCACAGCAAAAUAUCCUUUCAAAAGUCUUAAUACCUGUCAACAGCAUUCCAACGUACAAUACUGCAUUAGACAACAAUACUCUUUUGCUAAGUAACUACAAGAAGUUUCCAUACCCAACUGUUUCGGAGAUAUCCCUCCUUGCUGCUCAAACUAAAUGCACUGAGGAGCAAAUUAAAAUUUGGUUCUCAGCCCAGCGACUAAAACAUGGUGUUAGUUGGACACCAGAGGAAGUAGAAGAUGCACGGAGGAAGCAGUUUAAUGGCGCAGUGCAUACCAUCCCUCAGACAAUAACCGUGAUUCCUGCACAGAUUUCAUCAGGCGCUAAUGGCCUGCCUUCCAUUCUGCAGGCGUGCCAAAUUGUUGGCCAGCCCGGCCUCGUUCUCACCCAAGUUACAGGAACCAACGCAAUACCGGUGACUACUCCAAUAACGUUUACUGUGGCUGGUCUCCCGAGUAAUGCACAGCUCCACGCAAGCCAAAUUCCGCAUGCCCAUCCAGUGACUGAAACUAAAAGAAUUGCCGCUAUCCCAAGUACACAGCUGCCAAAGCAAGAGCCUAUCUUGAUAGCCGAUGUUUUCGGUUUGCGCACAAAGAAGACAAAAGAACAGUUGAUGGCUCUAAAAUUGAGCUAUUUGAGGAACCAGUAUCCUCACAAUAGCGAAAUUGAGCGACUUAUUCGAUUAACCGGCUUAACGAAAGGAGAAAUUAAAAAGUGGUUUAGUGACACUCGGUAUAACCAAAGAAAUGCCAAAGGCAGUCAUGGUAUGCAUUUGACCAGCGACCCCAGUGGCACCAUCAUUAUUGACUCUAGUGAUGAAACAAACGAAUCCCCAACAUCUGUCGUAUUGACCUCUCCACGCAAGCAGAGUUGGAACCCGUUUCCAGAUUUUACUCCCCAGAAAUUCAAAGAAAAGACACCUGAACAGCUGCAGACUCUUGAGGAAAGCUUCCUUAGCAGCACAGUACCAACGGACGAUGAGCUGAGUAAGUUGAGAGUGGUCACUAAACUUACUAAGCGAGAAAUUGACGCCUGGUUUGCAGAAAAAAGGAGAUCGAUGGGAGUAAAGGAGGAGCCUGGUGCUUUAAGUGAGAGCUUAGACUUUGAAAUAAAAGACGAAAUGGAUGAUGAAAGGUCAGCAGCUUUUGUUGCGGCAAAAAUGGCAAAAAAGAGCCCAGAGCAGUUGACCGUACUUAAGAAUAUGUUUAUCCGCACACAGUGGCCAAAUCCAGCAGAAUACGACCAGCUGGUACAAGAAACUGGACUUGCUAGAAGUGACAUUGUUGGGUGGUUUGGCGAUACUAGGUAUGCUGCUAAAAAUAAUCAUCUGAAGUGGUUUAUGGAGUAUCAAAUAUCCAAAACAAGCAGUCCGACAGUUAUGAAUGGACAGAGUAAUACACGUAGAAGGGGAAGAGGCAGGCCUAGGGGUAGAGGACGAGGCAGGCCUAGAGGGCGACCAAAAGGACGGAGGACAAACAGCUGGGAGAGGCCACCUCCACCAGUAAAGCAGAAGACUGGAAGAGCACUGCUAAAAGACUACUAUUUAAUGCAUAAAUUUCUCAAUGAGGAGGACUUGGACGAAUUGGUUUCCAAAUCUCGCAUGGGUUACGAGCAGGUGAGGGAUUGGUUUGCUGAGCGAAUGCAAAGAGAAGAUGCAGGUUUGGAUCCCUUUGAAGAUGAAGAUGAGGAUGAUGAAAACCUUUUGGAUGAUUUAGAUGAUGAGGAAGAAAUCGAAUCUGAUGACAGCGACACUUGGGAGCCCCCAAAACAUGUCAAGCGCAGGCUUUCGAAAAUGGAGGAUUGACGAGUAAGCUGGAGAUUCCAUUUUGACAAAUGACAUGGGCGUCCAUCCAGUGUUCCUGUGAAAGGCUUGGGAAUCCUCUCUUCUGAAAACGAUGGAGUAGCGUUAACAGAAGAAGCACGAUGGUCUCUGCAGUGAAGGAGCAGCAAAUUUGCAUGCUGUGCCAAAGUAGCCACACUGCAGACAGAGGACUAUGCUGUAAAUACAACUCGAGAGACGUGGGCAGCACACAGCUUGUACAAUUCAGAUUUUAAUACAUUUUUAC